AAAAAAUCAACAUGACAACUCCUAGUGGUACUAACGAAUUUAAUCCUUUCAUUUUGCAAGGAACAACACCGUUGGGAAUGAAUGAUAGUGUUUCCUCUCUUUUUCAGGAUUUACUUGGCAACAUGUUGGAUAUGAAUAAUAAUUUUACAUCGCCACCAUCCUUUUUAUCUUCUCAACAAGCACAACAAACAAUUUAUAACCAACAACCAGUGGUGAUAGACAAUUCGGAAGUUGAUGAUUUUAAUUUUGACGCUCCAGACGAAGGUUUGAUAAAUCCUAAUUUACAUUCCAUUGCAUGUUUGCAAUGUAGAAAGCUACACAGAAAAUGUGACAAGAAAUAUCCUUCAUGUUCUGAAUGUUUGGAAAGAGGAAAGGAAUGUUGCUAUAGAACCCCUAAAAAGAAGGGAAGAACAAAAGGUAGUAAGAACAAACCAAAACCUACUCAACCACCUCUUCAAGAAAAGGUCAAGAAAACACUUGUAGUGGUUUCUUCUUCAUCUUCUUCGUCAUCUUCAUCAUCGUCUUCCGAUUCAGACAAUAAUUUAUCACCUCCAUCACACAGUGGUUCACCACCUUUGGAGGGAUAUACACAACAACCAAGAACAACAACAUUGGCAACAGCUAGAAAAAUUGCACAACCAUAUGCUCUUUCAAAUCAACAAUUGUUAAAUGAAAUGCUCAAAAGGAAGACUAUUGACAUGUAUUAUGACAUUAUUGGUAUGGGAUGUAGUGUUGUUCCAAAACCAAAGAUGGAAAGAUUGGCAUUUGAGUAUCUCAAUGAUGAUGAACCAAGUGGUGAAGACCAUUUUUAUGACUCUCGUUCCUACAGACUUUCAUCUACAAAAUCUAGUAUAAGAGCUCUUCUCUUUUCAAUGCAGGCAUUGUGUGAACAAAGAAGAGGAUUUUCUGAAUCGGCCAAUGCUGCAUAUAGGGAAGCUAAAAGAAAUUUAGCUAAUUCUUUUGAUGAUUUGGAUAAUCCAUAUAUUAAAUUGACAUAUGGUAACCUAUCUUCAUUUCUCGCUGGUGAGGGUGAUGACGUUACAUCUCAAUUUUACUUGAAUAAUCUGAAAUAUGCAUUGGAUAAACCAUCUGAUAAGGCAUUUAAAAGAGAUAUUGGAACAGCUAGCGAUUUAUCAGAGGAUGAUGACGAUAAAAUGAUUAGGGCAUUCAUGAUGAAAUGCUCACUAUGCUCGAAAUAUGAUAACGUGGAUAAUUUGAAUAUUUGGGAUAGUUUCAACACGCUGUACAACAUCAAAACCCAAAAACAGCCGCCAUACUCUUUAGAAAGCAUUCUCAAGAAUGGAAUUACACCUUCGGAUGUUCCCAAGUUGAUGAGUCUUUCAGAACUCAUCAAAUCUAUUUUGGAGAAUUAUGCUGUUCACAGCAGAUUUUCCACCAUUCAGUCAACACUUUCAAUGUUGAUGAAGGAAAUUAUUUACAUUUCCUCAAAAGUUACCAUCUUACUCUCUGUUGGAAUAUAUGAAGGAGAAAUGUUGGAAUCUCUUGCUGAUCAAAUUACUGUUAUCACAGAGCAUGAUUUGUUUGGAAUGUUACCUUGCAGUUUGACACAUUUCAUUAUAAUUCCAAUAUCAGUUCAUAUCAAGAUUUUCCCAAAGGUUGAAAAGAUGAUUUUGGAACGGCUGGAUAUGGGUAAAAGCCUAUUGACAAUUUUAGAAGAACCUUAUGUGAAGAAAUAUUUUGAGAAUAUUGCAAAAGAUUUAAGGGCUAUGCAAAUGCUCAAAUUGAGAUAUAAGAGAAUUGACAAGUAUUAUUCGAGAGUAAUUGCUGAUUUGGAGAAGAUUAACAAGUGGAAAUUGGAGAAACAAUUUGAUUUGAUUGAGAGUUUCGAGUUUGGCAAAUCACCUGUAAAUUCUGAUCCUACAAAAAAGAACGAGCACUUUCCAUUCAAAUCAGCAUUCCAAUCGACAUUUAUCAGCACCCAUCCUUUUGAUCCUAGUCUGAGAUAUGAGAGUAAAACUCCUGAGCAAGAGCAACAAGGAAAGCCUCAACCAAAAUCAGGUAAAGAUGUUGAGCCAGUGGGAAGUUCUCCUGUUGAUUCAACCGCUACCUUCCGAGCUAACCAUCAACCAAUCCAAUCAUCUGAUUUAUUUGAUGUUUCGAAUGACGAUCUUUUCCCUUUCGAAAUGGAUACUGUAAAUACUGAUAUUUUUGCUAAUAUUGACGAAUUCUAAUGUACAUAUUAAACUUUUAUUCUCU
Naegleria gruberi is the source of this 2217-nucleotide messenger RNA. RefSeq lists its product as uncharacterized. Gene Ontology annotation, molecular function: zinc ion binding; DNA-binding transcription factor activity, RNA polymerase II-specific. Gene Ontology annotation, biological process: regulation of DNA-templated transcription. The coding region runs from base 12 to 2192 and encodes 726 amino acids. The record is from RefSeq and is a predicted model, not a curated record. Lineage: Eukaryota; Heterolobosea; Eutetramitea; Acrasida; Naegleriidae. The transcript is spliced from 2 exons. Gene Ontology annotation, cellular component: nucleus.